Molecule: messenger RNA, 11264 nt
Organism: Amblyraja radiata (thorny skate)
Lineage: Eukaryota; Metazoa; Chordata; Chondrichthyes; Rajiformes; Rajidae
Gene: pom121
Product: POM121 transmembrane nucleoporin
Exons: 14
Coding region: 128-3967 (1279 amino acids)
Biological process (GO): protein import into nucleus; RNA export from nucleus
Cellular component (GO): nuclear pore
Molecular function (GO): structural constituent of nuclear pore
Source: RefSeq, a predicted model, not a curated record
UCCGGCGGGCAGUGGGUGCCGGGUAAUGGCGCGCAUGUGUGCUGUGUGAAGUGUCCGGUAAUGGCGGACAGAGCGAGAGGAGAAUGGCGGAGAAUGAGACGGAAUUAAAGCCGCCGCCGCCGCCGCCAUGUCUCCCGCACACAAGCGGUCUUUGAUAACGUGGGUGGCGGGGUUGAGCUUCGCUUUAUUGCUUUCCUUCUACAUCUUGGGUUGGUACUUGCUGGGCCUGCUGGCCGUGGCAUCCGUUUGGGUUUAUUAUUAUUAUUAUUCUCCGCCAGGCGUAGUGGGCCUCAGGCCCGGGCCGCAAUUUCAUCCAAGUCGCAUCAAGGCGUUGAUUCUCGGGACGCGUUGGAUCGAGGUGGUGCACAACAAAUUAAACGGUGGGAGCAGUCAGUGGAAGGGGAGAGGUCGGAGUGCCAGAGGCAGGCCGCAGCAUCCCGGCAAGACGUCGGGUAACAGCUGGAAGUGGGAGGUGAACUGCGAGGAGCACAAACCGCUGAUGACAGCGAACGAGCGGAGUCCGGCCGACCUCAUGAUGGGCAGCUACCUGUCGACCGAAAACCCGGCGCAGACCACGUUCUGCAGUCAGGAAGUGAAAAGACGCUACAAUCGGCCGAGUGCCCUCCCAUCCCCAACCAGGAGAUUGUCUUUCGGGGAACAUCAAGCUAUGGUAAACAAAUUCACAGUGACCCCUCGCCGUCGGUAUCCUAUCCAUCAGCCCCAGUAUUCAGUACCUGGAACCCUUCCAACUGUUCGAUGGGAUGGCUACCAGAAGAAAAAUAUUCUGUCCUCCAGAAACUCUAUUAUGGUACAUAGUCCAGUGACUGUUAAAAUUGCACGACCUGACGCAAGUAUAAUUCAUUCACCACUAUUAGACCAUAUGAUGUCCCCUGCUGUGUCUCCUUUGAUUGACCCCUGCUCAAAAACAACUGUGCUUAAUGCAUUGAAAGAAAGUCGGAAGAGAAUGGUGGAAGAUGAUCCUGAAAGAUCUUUGAUCUCCGAACAUGAGAAUAAGCGCAGGCGUCACGACAGUAGUGGAAGUGGUCAUUCGGCAUUUGAACCCUUGUUGGCCAAUGGAGCUCCAGCUUCGUUAGUUCCAAAACCUGGAACGCUAAAGAGAGGCACCAAUUCCCAGUGUUCAGAUGACCCCAUCUCCAAGAGAUCACGAACAUCCUCCAUUAGUUCAUUGAACAGCAUUUGUGUGGGUGGAAAACUGAGUUCUGUUCGCAAUCCCAUUUUCAGUUCUUACAGUUCCACCCGGGGACAAAUCCAGGGCUUGAGGAACUAUCUCUCUGCACGAAACACAACUCCACUCCCUAGCCCUGCAUCUUCACGAUCUGAAACUCCUGAGAGAUCAGGCAAGAAAAUAAGAGAGGAGGAAAUACAAAGAUCAAAUUCCUCUACCCCAGUUAGAGUGGACAGGACAGAAAAAGACCAGGCGAUCGAAGACGAAACUGUAACUCCACUGUCAAAAUUGUCACCUUCAACAGUAGAUUCUUCUCCCAUGGAAGGUGAUGGAAAACGGAAACGGAAAAUUCCUCUCCUAACGAAACGCAAAGGAGAUCAGCUUACUCUGCAUCCUCCAUUAGAACUUGGAUACACUAUUACUGCAGAUGACAUGGACUCUGAAAAGAAAGCACGUCUUGACAGGAUUAAAAAAGUGUUGCAGGAGAAAGACGAGCCUUCAAAGUCUUUGGAGCCUUUGAUGAUAGCGCCCUCAGUGCCAUUAUUUACUACUCCCAUCGUGGAAAGCUCUGCUGGCUCAACACCCAUUUCCACCUCCAUUUCUGCCAUCGUCUCCAACCCCUUGCUGGACAGUUUGAAGAUGAUGCAGGAGCACACAAGCUUUACAGCCACUUCAGAUUCUGUUAAUGGAAUGAAUCCAAGUAAAAUGGAUAAAGCUCCAGAGGUUUCCAAAAAAGCUUUCAUGGGUGAAUUAUUGCUUCCACCUACUCCUACAACUGCUGCCAUGACAAUAACAACUGAUAUUCCAGGAUUUAAGCCAGUUGAUGCUUUGAAAUUCUCAUGCCCCACCAUUACCCAAUCACUUCUAACAUCAAUUAAUAAACCUGCUCCCAAAGCUAUCACCACGACCACAAACUCAUGCCAGGUUUCUGCUGUGGUUAGUGCACAAGAAAGUAAACUUAACAAAGGGCCAGAAAUGAGUGCGUCUGUCUGUACAGGGAAUUCUUCAACUCCAAGCACAAGUUUUGGCCUUUCGGGCACAAUGACUGUAAUCCCAACAGGAAUUAGCACCACGGCAUCUUCAUCUGUCAACAUACCCGAGUUUAAGCCAGUGUUUGGUUUGCCAGUCACGCAGCAGACUACUAUUGCAUCAACAACAUUAAGUUCGAUUAUGUCAAUUACUACACCCAUAAGCUUGGCAGCACCAGUAACAUCUAAUUCUGCAGCCUCGAUCAUUCCAUUCAAGCCUGUGUUCGGAAACUCUGUGACACCUACAACUGCGACGACCACAUCGGCACCGUUUAAUUUUGGCCAGUCAGUUCAAGCGAAGGUUAAUAAUGAAGCCCCUCCUCCCACAACUACAAAAUCAAAUUCAACUAUGUUCCAAUUUGGAGCUUCCAGUGCAUUAACAAGUACAAACAUUGAGACAGAAGUGAAGUCCUCAAACGCUGCAAUUAGUUUUGGCUUAAAUGAAACUGUUUCUGCAAAACAAAAUAUGGCUCCUACUGCAAGCAACAACCUAUCAAGCCAGCAGCAAUUUCAGUUUGGUUCAAACCCGUCAACAACAACAACAACAACGGCGACUACUGCUGCAUCGGGCUCUGUGUUCCAAUUUGGGAAUACUUCUAUAGAUGCCACUGCAACAUCAGCUGGCCCAUCAGUUCCUGUCUUUGGACAGCCAAACGUAGUUACAAGCCAGGCAUCAACAAGCAUUGCUGCUACUUCAAAUUUAUUUGGGAAUUUUACUGCUGCCGUGUCGGCACCUUCAACCACAUCAAGUGUUCAGCUCACACAUACAUUUGGAAACUCAGGAAAGACAUCCCUGUUUAGUAAUGCCACAAGCACACCUCCAUUUGGGGGCAUGACAGCCCAGCUAAACUUUGGCGGCACAAGCAGUCAGUCAUUAUUUGGAGCUAAUGCUGCAGCAACUCAACAAACCCCAACUAAACCCCCUGCCUUUGGCAAUAUUGCAACUCCCUUCAACUUUGGAGCUACGCCUGUCAAACCAACCUUUCAGAAUACUACUUCACAGUCUGCAUUUGGAACUCCGAGCCAGCCAGUGUUCGGAGGUGUUACAGCUCAGUCUGGAUUUGGGCCAACUUCUACACAACCGACUUUUGGUAGCACCUCAGGGGGUUUCCCAUUCGGUACAACCACCUCUUCCACUGCUACUCCAAUGUUCACUGCUACCAAGAGUUCAGGUACUGGUGCAACUGGUUCAAUCUUUGGCUCUGCACAAGGUGUUGGGUUUGGUUCCACAAAUCAGCCAGCCAUAACAACCAGUGGUUUCAGUGUUGCUGCCUCAAAUCCAAAUAUAGCUUCAGCUGGUUUCUUUGUUUCAGGUCAGAGUGCAUUUUGUGCAUCAACCCCUUCCAUCCCAUUUGCUACUUCCACCCCAACAGCAUCAUCAUCAUCUCAAAAUAUGUUUGGGUCCUCAUUGACUAACCAAGGGACACAGAACCAGAGUACUUCACAGUUCAACUUUGGAGCUGCAAACGCAGUUGAGAAUAAGUCUACUUUUGGAGGGUUCAACUUUGGAACUCCCAGUUUGAAUUUUGGAACUGGGACUACGGCACCUGGGUUUGGACAGAGUACUCCAACUGCAAAUUUUUCCUUUGGGACCACUAAUACUCCAGCAUCAAACUUUGGGAGUCCAGGAACAGGCACAGCAGCGGCAUCAGCUUUUGCAGCAACACCGGCCUUUUCUAUAGGAGCUGGAUCUCGAUCUACUGGAGGCAGACAGAGAUUGCAGGCUAGACGGCAGCACAUACGGAAGCGAUAGACAUUUGGAAAUGUGAAUAGUGCAAAUGAACAUUACAUGUUGACUAUUCUGAAACAAUUACCACUUUUUACUUUUGUACCCUAAACAACGCCAGUCGUGGAUGUGCAGGCAACUGACCUCAAAAGAUGACAAUAUAUACUUGAGAAAAAUUCUGUUUAAAUUUACGUCUUUUUUUCUGGGCUUGAACUGUCAGAACAAAUGGCUUAUGGCUGCUGAAAAAAAAUUGCUGCAACAAUGCGAGAAGCUCAUUGGACUACAGUGAAGUCCUUGUCUUAAGUUUGUAUACUUUUUUCAAAACUAACCAUUGCAGAAUGGUGAUCUGAGUUUAGUUCAGGGUGCAGCAGUAAUGGUUGACACGUAAGCAACAAACAUAGCUUUACUUGAAAUUUUCUAUUUUAAAGGUUGCUGUAAGAUGCGAUUUGAGAACUUUUCUGGACUGACCCUUUUUUGGUACAUACUGUUGCACUUCCUUUUUUUGGGAGGGGAGGGAGUGGGGGGGAAUCAUUUAAGGGCACAAUUCCUUGCAACCACACCAUUUUUCUGUGGUGUCUGGGUCAAAAGGCAAACUGAACUGGAGGCGGAUGUUAAAUUCUCUUCAUCCUUUUUCCCCUUUCCUUGAAAACACUUAUUCAGUUUGAAUAUUUCUGGCAAGAAAUCUAAAUCUUUCUGUAAUCUUUUUGUUUUUGGGCUAAGAAAUCGUUAACGCCGUUUGAGUUUCUUCUCAACAUCUUUUGCUAAGCAACCUACCUCUCCUUUUUUUUUUGUUCCUGUGAGUGGAUUUUAAGUCUGUUUAGUUGGGUAAGGGAAACAAAACCAAAUUGCUUUCCUUUCCUAACUCCUCUUUCCUCCCUUUCUCUCCCACUCCCCCAAGCUGUCAGUUUUUUUUACAUACAGUAAUGUUAUCAGUGUUUGCUUGUAUAUCUCAUGUCUUUACUCAGUGAAUCGAGUUUGGAGGAAAAAUGUCAAUGUAUGUGUGGCGGCAUGUUAGUAAUGCCGGAUCUGGCUGGUUCAUUGGAUAUAUGUUAAUCUGACUCUUGCUAAUCUGUGAUAGUGUUUUGCUCUAUAAUUGCGUGACACAUUGAGCAGUGUUCUCUGGAGAAAUGGCAGUCAUAACUAGUUUUGGAGGUGGUUCCCACUGUACAGUGUUGGACUCUCAAAAAAAAAAAAAGGAUUUUCAGAAGUCUGGUGCUAUAAUGUUUAAAGAAAAAAUACAAAUUAUUUCAGCUUAUACCAAAAUUUUGGCUGGCAUUGUUGAGAAUUGUACGUGUAUACUAUGUAUAUUUUAAUCGCAACUAGAUAUUUGCAUCUUAUUUUGGGUGCAGCUCUGAAAUGUGCCUAUUUUAAUUUUAUGGAAAAACAAGUUAAUUUUUCAAAUCUUUUUUAAAAAGUGAUUCAUCAACCUUUUUGAAUAAUCUUUAGUGUCUUUAGAUUGAAUUAGAAGAAAUAACCAAGCUGGGUAUAUCUAAUUGCAUCAAAUAGUACUUUCUACAACUGGUGGGAUAUUGUAGAAAGAGUUAUAGAAACUCUUUAUCAACUCUUGCCACAAUAGUCUUGUAUGAGUAGAGCUUCAAAGUUCCAUUUUAACCAGCCCAGAGAUUAUUCUACACUUUGUAUGCCUAGUUUAUUGCUAGGUUAUGACAUCUGAUUAUUAUUUUUUGAAAACUAGAUAUUUAAUUUUAGUAAGUCUUGUUCCAUGAGCAGGGCUUAGUUAUUGGAAACCAGAAUUGUGUCAAGCAACCUGCCUCAUCCCAUCCCUUAAGGCUCCCAAGUUCUGGUGUUCAAAUUUCAGGAUUCGGUGAUUUUCAAAUUAUUCUAUUUCCCCCACUCCCUGAAUUCCAUAAAUAGAUUCCAUUUUUUUGAGGAUGUGUGACCAGACUGCAGGAAGAAGGUUGAUGCAGAAUGUUCGUGGUUGCUCCAGUGAAAUCUGUUCCAAACUCCUGGUGGAUGGAUGACCAUGUGUGAGCUGGAAAAGUAGCACAGGGCACAGAGAGGAAUACAAGUCAAUAUGCCGCACAGAUGGAUCAUUUAACAAGGGCACAAUUCUCACCGUUUUUUGAUGAAAUCACUUGGAAAUGUUAUGUUUGAAAGAAGAGGGUGCUGUCUCCAUGCAGUGAGAAAACUGGAUUCUAUAGCCCCCUCUAUAGUUUAUUUUCCCCAAAAGAUGUGUUUGUCUGACCUGCUGGUCCUCCACCCUACCUCCGUCCCUUCUUCCCAGGGUAUUUUACAUGUUGCAAACAAUAUUUAAUUGGUACGAGUCUUCAUAUUUCCCGUUGAAUAAACAUCCAGUAAUUGAAAAGACCUUGCAUUAGGUCGUUUUAUGAGGUGGUGCAUUCGCUCAUCAUCUCUGGAAUGAGUCUCCUUCCUUCCGUGAAGACAGCUUGUGGGGAACUGCACAUAAUUCAUCAAAUCAAAGGCAACAAUAGAAGGAGAACAAAUGAGGAGAGGGUUUAGGAGGAGGUGGUUGCAGAAGAUGAAAAGUUAAUAUCUCUCUUACAGCACCCGAUCGUUGAUUGGAUAUAUUAUCCAUUAGAAGACACUACGAUCUAAUGACUUAUAAAUUCAUUUUCAGAGAAUGUCUGUAAUAUUUCCAUAUGCAUGAUUUUAAGAUAUUUCUGCUGGUCCCGAGUGGCUAGGCAGAUUGAAGGAUCCUCCUCAUCCCGGUAUAAUGGCUGCCAUUUUGUGACGUCUGAGUAUGAAUGUGUGCGGGUGAUUGGCAACUUCUAAAUUUAGAUAAAAUUGUUUAAAAAAAAAAAAAAGCUAAAUAAAUUUUAUUUUUAUAUUUAAGCAAAAACUGCCUUCUACGUUCCUUCAAGCUUGGUUCAUUGAGACUUAACGCUACACUGGUUAAAUAGUAUGAUACUUCUGAUAAACAAUUGUAUGUACAAAUUGGUUUUUAAAUAUGAACUAUGAAUGAAGUUGGUGUGAGUAUGUUUUGGAAACAAACCAAUGGUGUGUGGAAAAGCAGUUGGGAUACUAUUUUUCUUGCUGAAAGUUGCACAUAGGCUGAUAUACCCACGCCUGUCUUUGGGCCAAAACAAUAUUGAAAAAAUUUGGAUGGCAUUUAAUUACAAACUUUUUUACAUUUUUCUUUUGACAGCUGAUAAGUUUGCUUAAUAUGUAUAUUGAUAGGAUUCAAAAAUCAGCUGUAAUGUUUGUAAUAAAUCUGUUUCCAGAUUUAAAUGCAAAAUGACUGAUCUGAAACGAGGGUUCUCUCUGAUCAUAAUGCAGGGCACUGACACUUGAAGUUUCUGCUGCACGACAGUUAAAAUGAAAAUAAGAUGGAUUAAUCAGUUUUCUUCAUCUGGAGAGAGGGGUAAACUAGAAUUAGCACCAAGCGCAGAGGCGAAUGCUCUUGAGAUUUCUGCUGAGGUAGCAGAACACAGUUGGGUUAGCUUUAUGGAUGCUCAACUACAGAAGGGAAAAUAAAUGACCCAUAUAUUCUAUUUCUAAUCGCUGUCCAUUGAUAUAUACUGGAAAGUGCUCUUUGUCUGGAUACUGUGUAAACGGAAGAACUCUUGGAUGUGAUGCCAAAUUGCCAGGUAGCAAUUAAUCAUCAGGCUUCUGUUUGAAAUGGAAGGAAGUGAACAUUUUUAUUAAAAAAAACAAUUACAUUUUCUUUGGUUGUUAUCUAUUGAUUAUAAAAAGAAUGGUAGUGAAAACGUAACAAUGGUGUCUUUGCCAACAGCUCGUGUUUUCAUUCAGUUACACUGAAUUUAGAUGGCGAAUAAUCUGACUUGUGGAGUCAGUGGAAUCUCGAGUGAUACAUGAUUAGGCACUAAAAUUUUGAAAUUGAACAUCUAUUUGGAACAAAAAAAUCAGACUGCUUCUUUACAAAUAAGAGCACUUUUUUUAUAAACUUCCUUUUGAGAUGCAACUUUCUCCAUUGCUUUGCACUUGGCUAUUUCUCCCAAGAUUUUCUCUUCAGAAAUGUACUCAUGAGGUAAAUGUGUUUUUAGACUCCCCAACCCACCCACAUUUAACUCAUUUUGUUAUUCAGGGCCUUAACUUUAAAUAUAAUGAAGCAGUGUGUUUAAUAGCUAAAUAAAUCAUUUGGUGGUGGUAUCUCUUACAUUAACUAAAAUCUUAGUAUACAAAUCAAUAACAUCUCCAAUUCAUUGUUUAGUAUUUUUUGUUUUAGUUGCUCCCAGCUAGGGGUAGCUAUGCUGCAACCCCAGAGAACCAAGUGAUCGAGACUGUCCUCAUCAUUUUCACAUGCCUUUCCUCGGGCAUGUUUUUGUUGGGUGAAUGAGAAUGGGAUUGCACUCAACUAUGGUUGCUUUGAACUGCUGAUCCUUUCUAGAAUAUGCAAUGUAUUAGUGAUAUGAUGAUCUGUGAAAGACUGCAUCAUGUCAAAAUGUUCUCCAGAGAAGGAAGAAAAAGCUUGAUUUCUAGGUGUGAUUUUGUUGAGGUGAUACUUUCUUGCCAGUUAUGCAUGCUGUAGUCUUAAAUCUGACAAGAUCAAAUGCCUCUUUCUCCAAAUACCCACUUUAUUUAAGCAUUAAAACAGUAGAUUCAAAAGUUUAGAAACACCAAUCUGGGGGGUCAUAUGCUCUUAACAAAAUGGCAUUCAGGAUUUCUUCCCUCCAUUCCUUCAGUUAUUAAGUUGUUAUUCAGAAUUAACAUCUUUAAAAUUAUAAAUGUGUAAAUACAUUUUAUUGCUGCUGAAUAAAUAUGAAGUGGAAGAUACAGCUGACAUUUGUAUUUGGCAGCAAAUAGGUCAUUUCUAAAAAUGAUGAGAUCAUGGGACUAGUAAAUGAUGUGCACUAGAGAAAUUCAAUUUAAUAGAUUAUUUACUUGAUUUAGUUUAUGCCCCUUCCUUUUAACGGCACUUCUGCACAAUUUGUCUUUGGUGAACAAAACAUUCUGAGCCACUGUUCCUUUUGGCUUUGCUUCUUGCCACAGCGACAUACCUGAUAGGUCCAUUCUAAAUUCCUUACAAUGUCACAUGGAAUAUUUUGCUUAACUGAAGACAGCUCAUUACACUAACUUCCUUUCCAUUUACCAGAUUACUUAAAUCAGGGGUAUUAAUGUUUAGUUUUGAUUCACAUAGAUGCAUGCUCAGGAGCUCCUUUACAAUGUGUAAUCAUUUGCAGAUUUGUUCCCAUUCAUUGGCGCAUAUCUCAAAUUGCAAUAGUACAAACCCUUAAUAUGAUUUAGCAUUUCUGCAACAGAGAUAAUUAAUUUUGAAAAGUCAUUUCCAAACUGUCACGGCCAAAUAAUUACAACAAAACAACAAAUGGGUUGGCAGUGGUGGGAUGCCGGGUUUGCUGCAAGCUGUUCACUGGGCUUCUGUUUAAGUCAUUUUGUAGGUCAAUAUAACUGCUUAGUGAAGUAAAUUGAAAGACUUGUGCUAAUUUAUUUCAGUAUCUGAGUUGGUUAUUUGAAUUUGAUGCUGAUAAAAUAGCCUGGAAAGGCCAAAAUUAAGUUAGAACCAAUUUCUCAUUGUAAUCUAUUUUCCAAACAAACGUAUCUUGGGUUUUUUCUAGCUUUUUGAUGGGGAACUUUAAUUCCCAUGGCAACAAACUCAAGUUGAGGUGCAUUGCUUUGUCAAUUAUAGAAAAAUACUGAGCUCGCUCUUUAUAGUUCAAAAUGACUUGGCAUCAUUUUGUACCCAAGUAUCUCCAGUAGAGAAUUAACAAGUGACUCCCAAGUCUUCUACAUAAUGUCUCUUAAGGAGAUAAUGAUCCUUUUAUCCCAAAGUGCAUGUUUUAAUACAGGGAAAAUUGAUCAGAACUAUAAAUAUAAAGUAAGAAUUACUAAAGCAUUGUGAUCUUGUAACAGUGACUAGAUUUCCUUCCCAAAUAGAACAUUUAAUACUCAUGAAAGAUUCUAUCCAAAACUAUCACUCGUAGUUUUGUGCAUGCCUGCAUAAGGUGACAAACAAAGUGAGGUGGAGGAUCUGCUGAAAAUAAAGAGUGGACCAAUCAAUGCACAAUUGAUUAUAGGGAGGUAUCCAUUAAAUACUGAAAACCGCAAUAUAAUCCCAUUGUUUUUAAUAUGGUCCCCUGAAUUGUUCCUCUCACCAAUCAGAUGAACUGCCUGGUCUCUAUCAGUGCUACUCUUCACUCUGAAAUGUAGGUGACAUGGGGCAGUUCAGGCUCAAAUUUUGUUUUCCUUUGGGAAAAGUGAAGAUCCUUUAUUCCCCAUUUGUCUAGCUGUGACUGCAACUUAAGCUCUUGGGUCAGAGGAUGGAAUUUGGCAAAUAACGGAAUACAUUUACAGACUGCUCAGUCUUAAGAAAAUCCUGAUUUAAAGAAACCACUAUCCCACAUCACUUUGGUUGUAAACAGUUGUUAGGACACUAGUUGCAUCGAAGCCUAUUUGUUCCAUUUAGGUCAUGUUCCGUUUAGGUGCAUGGAUUUAUUUUAAUAAAAUUUUGGUCUUUAAUCCAAUAAAUCUGAUUGUCAAUAAAUGAUUAUCAAUUUUUGCCCUAAAUAAUGCAAAUUAAAAUUGCACAAGCAAAUUGCUGGAAUACCGUUUGAUGAUUUCCUUAAUGCCACACUUGCAUUUGUGUUUGCCUUCUGCCAGGCCACUGGAUGGAGAACUUUGGCAGCAAAAAUGCCUUUGGUGAGGAAAUAAAUCACAUCUGUAUGAUAGCUGAUCUAAAGGCCACCAUGACUAACUCAAGAAGGCUGACUAAAUUUAGUUUGGGCAGAUUAUGCAAAACAAAAUUGUCAAAAUACACAUUUAAAUUUUUUUUUUUAAACUGAUAAUUGACAAGUGGGAUGCUUGCAGAUACUUAAAUCUGCAAGCAACCCACAUCACUGCCAAAACUCAAUAAUGGGCUGGGGAGAUGCAGGCAUGUCAUUCUGCGAGUCAUUGCAAAGAUUUAAGCUUCAUUUAGGCAGUGACUUUUGAUAAUUUCUCAAUUGCCUACAUUUCUUAAUUCCCGUUAUCUUCCUUUAAAACGUGUCAUAUCUCCUGUUUAAAGAUAAUGUUUCGUGCUUAAACAUACUGUUUUGACCCAGAAAAGGCUUUUAAGAGUAUCUACCUAUGUACAUCAAGACUAAAUAAACAGCAAGAAAUGCAUUGAUCCCAAUGGCAUGAGUGGUCCCUGAUGACUUUGAAUGGUAACAAACAUGCGAGUGAUGAAUGUUGAUGAGUAAUCCUAGGACGGGUGGAUGUGGAGAUGUUAAUAUGCUUUAAAAACGUUGUAGACUUCUAUCAUUGCAACUUGGGUUGAUAGAACUAGUGAGUGAAUGUGCAGAUGUAAAGCUGGCUGCGAGUGCAAAGAUCUGAUUUUUUUGCUUAUGUCAUUAAAUGGAGAUAGUUUUAAAUAAAAAGCUGUGAUUAUAAA